AUGGCAUGGGAUUGCGUACAGAGAUAUUGCCGACGAAAAAAUAUCAUCAUGAUUGCAAAGCUCCUGGUAGUGUACGAGUGCAUCUACGUGAUAGCGAUAGCAGUCAUCAAAGUGUCUAUCCUGCUCAUGUACUGUCGCAUCUUCCCCACGAGAGAAAUCCGCAUUGCCUCCAUGAUCCUGGGUGGGAUAUCCGUUGCGUGGUGCAUCGCUAUUAUCCUUGUGAGCAUCUUCCAAUGCACUCCGAUUGCGCGAGCCUGGGACACGCGCAUUCCCGGCACCUGUAUCAACCUGAAAGCUUCGUUCAUCGGGAAUGCGGUACCCAACAUUGUCACCGAUAUUCUCAUUCUGUCUCUACCUGUACGGGUGGUGUGGAGAUUGCACGCAAGCCUCACGCACCGAUUGUCCGUAAUUGGCAUCUUUCUGUUGGGUAGUUUGUCCCGUUAUCUUCACCAGUAUCUAUCGCUUCACUACCCUUUUGAGUUCGACCCGACGGAUAUUGCCUGGACACUCGGAAGUCCCUGCACUUGGUGUAUCGUCGAAUCCUCAGCAGGUAUUAUCUCCGCCUGUAUGCCAACCCUGCGCCCGUUGUUCAUGAUGAUUUCAUCCAAAUUCUCCAGCCAGUCUGGGACGCAAAGAACACGGACGACGGAUGUCAACCACUCUAAAGGUUAUGAGUUACAAAAUUCUGCUCUACGACCGUCCGAUGAGCCGCGUAAUAAAAAUGGAGUCCAGCUGGAUGCCUCCCAUGAUGGGUCUGAGGACGAGGUUCCGUUAAAUUCCAUUCGAGUUCAACAGGAUAUAACAUGGCAAGAAUGCAGGGGUGAUUCCUUUCCAGUAUAUAAAUAA
Messenger RNA from Penicillium egyptiacum, 846 nucleotides. NCBI's taxonomy places the organism in Eukaryota, Fungi, Ascomycota, Eurotiomycetes, Eurotiales, Aspergillaceae. The record is from the annotation of a GenBank genome assembly.